Molecule: messenger RNA, 978 nt
Organism: Diaporthe citri
Lineage: Eukaryota; Fungi; Ascomycota; Sordariomycetes; Diaporthales; Diaporthaceae
Exons: 1
Coding region: 1-978 (325 amino acids)
Molecular function (GO): hydrolase activity
Source: RefSeq, a predicted model, not a curated record
AUGCAACAACCACUGACAAGCAUUCGGCUUCGUGGCCAGCGAAAGCGACGUCUCGCCGAGGCGCUUCUGAAACGACUGCCUUCGACGCCUUUCGCGCCCACAUCGUCAUUCCCCAUCAAAGUGGUAUGCAUUUCGGACACGCACAACAAACAGCCGAUUCUGCCCGCCGGCGAUCUCCUCAUUCACGCGGGGGAUCUCACAGAGAACGGUUCCUUUGCCGAAGUCCAGGCCGGGCUGACGUGGCUGUCAUCCCAACCACACAAGUACAAGAUCCUCGUCGCUGGAAAUCACGAUGUUCUCCUAGACGACAAGUUCCUCGAGAGAUACCCCGACCGGCGCUACGGCCAGGCAAAGACAAAAGCAGAUCUGAGUUGGGGAAGCGUCGUCUAUCUUGAAGACAGCUCCGUGACAUUAGAUUUUCCGCUAUGUGAACUUCGCAAGGGGGGCAAUCUUGAUCCUAGCGGUGUUUCUGCAGGCGAGACUGGUACACGAACUCUGACAGUGUUCGGCAGUCCCUGGACACCACAAUACGGCGUCUCAGCCUUCCAGUAUCGGCCAGACAAUCAUUCGCACUGGGCUGAGAGACUUGGUUCUCUGACACCAGAUAUCCUAGUCUCCCACAGUCCUCCCAAACUUCACCUGGACUUACGAGAUUUCCAUCGGGCUGGGUGCCCAUAUCUAGCAGAAGAGGUCAACCGCAUUCGUCCGCGCCUCGUCGUUUUUGGGCACAUCCAUGCAUCAUAUGGGCGUGAAGAUGUCGUGCUCAACGCAACUCGGGCAGCGUAUGAUCAAGUACUCAUUGGAUGGGGUGGCUGGGAGACAGUACUCCGCAUGGCAAUUUUGGUACUAUGGGCAAAGGUGGAAGGACUUUUUGAACGGGGCCGCCCGAAGGAUAAGAGUACCGCCUUCGUAAAUGCAGCUGUCGUCGGGGGGGCUAAUAAUGAGCUUCGGAACCCCCCAGUCGUUGUUGAGCUAUAG